ACACACUCCCUUCACUGUAAAGCCAACGUCUUUUAUUAUUAAGCUCUACUCUCUCUCUCUCUCUCUCUCUCACUAUAGUACUCUGCACUCAUUUUGUACUACAGAGAUCUAGACUCAGUUGUUCAACCAAAAGGGCUCUGCUUUGGAGCUCUUCCUUUCUGCCUUUCUUCUGGUGUGCUUUAGGGAAUUAGUCUAGUCAUGGUAUCCAAGAGCAAUCCGCCGGGCAACAAAAAACGGAGCCCACUAUCUAUAUUUGCUGUGAUUGCUUUGUGCGGUUUCUUUUACAUUAUGGGAGCAUGGCAGAGAAGUGGUUUCGGCAAAGGAGAUAGCAUAGCGUUGGAGGUGACCAAGCAGACAGAUUGCAACAUCUUCACAAAUUUGAACUUUGAAACACAUCACAAUGAUGUGGAGAUUGUUGAGCCUUCCAAACCAAAAGCUCAAGUGUUUAACCCAUGCGAUGUGAAAUACACUGAUUACACCCCUUGCCAAGAGCAAGACCGAGCCAUGAAGUUUCCUAGGGAGAACAUGAUUUACCGGGAAAGACACUGUCCUCCUCAAGAAGAAAAGCUACACUGUCUCAUCCCAGCACCCAAAGGGUAUAUGACACCAUUUGAAUGGCCAAAGAGUCGUGAUUAUGUCCAUUAUGCUAAUGUUCCUCAUAAAAGCCUGACAGUUGAGAAGGCUGUCCAGAACUGGGUACAGUUCAAAGGGAACGUGUUUAAAUUUCCGGGUGGAGGAACUAUGUUCCCCCAAGGUGCAGAUGCGUAUAUUGAUGAGCUUGUCUCAGUCAUCCCGAUAGCAGACGGUUCUGUCAGAACAGCACUAGAUACCGGUUGUGGAGUUGCAAGUUGGGGUGCAUACAUGUUGAAGCGAAAUGUUCUGGCUAUGUCUUUUGCACCUCGAGACAAUCAUGAAGCACAGGUACAGUUUGCAUUGGAGCGAGGUGUGCCUGCUGUUAUUGGUGUUCUUGGAUCUAUAAAUCUUCCAUAUCCAUCAAGAGCAUUUGAUAUGGCUCAGUGUUCUCGAUGCCUAAUACCUUGGACUGCAAAUGAUGGGAUGUACUUGAUGGAAGUUGAUAGAGUCCUAAGGCCUGGUGGAUACUGGGUCUUGUCUGGCCCUCCAAUUAAUUGGAAGACCUACUACCAAGUUUGGAAGCGAUCUAAGGAAGAUCUUAAGGGUGAGCAACGAAAGAUCGAAGAGUUAGCUGAACGUCUUUGCUGGGAGAAAAAAUAUGAGAAGGGAGAUAUUGCUAUUUGGAGAAAAAAAGUUAAUGACAAAUCCUGCCGCAGGAAUUCUGCCAAUAUGUGUAAACCAAGGGCCGCCAAUGAUGUUUGGUACAAGAAAAUGGAAACAUGUGUAACCCCUUUCCCUAAGGUCAGUAGUGUGAGUGAAGUGGCUGGAGGGGAAUUGAAGAAAUUCCCAGCUAGGCUUUUUGCCGUCCCUCCUCGGAUAUCCAAAGGACAUAUCGAGGGGGUCUCAGCUGAAUCUUACGAAGAGGACAAUAAGCUUUGGAAGAAACAUGUAAAUGCUUACGAAAGGAUAAAUAGAUUGAUUGGUACUACAAGAUACAGAAACGUGAUGGAUAUGAAUGCUGGUCUCGGAGGAUUUGCAGCAGCUUUGGAAUCGCCAAAAUCUUGGGUGAUGAAUGUGGUGCCCACAAUUGCCAAGGAUACCUUAGGUGUUGUCUAUGAGAGAGGUCUCAUUGGAAUAUAUCAUGACUGGUGUGAAGGUUUCUCUACAUACCCGAGAACGUACGACCUUAUCCAUGCUAAUGGUGUCUUUAGCUUGUACCAAAACAAGUGUAACUUUGAUGACAUCCUUCUGGAAAUGGAUCGCAUUUUACGGCCUGAAGGGUCUAUUAUCUUCCGGGAUGAUGUCGAUGUCCUAAACAAGGUGAGGAAAAUUGCUGGAGGCAUGAGAUGGGACACCAAGAUGAAUGAUCACGAGGAUGGUCCCCUUGUGCCGGAGAAGAUACUAGUCGCAGUUAAACGGUAUUGGGUCGGUAGCAAAGGAAACAGUACCUCCGACGACGAAUUAACCACAUGAACAGCGGAGAUUAAGACUUCAGCUGAUGAUAAAGUUGCUUCAUACCAAGGGACUGAAGGGUUCCAAUCAACAAUCCUCAAAAGGAGACCCAAGUUGCUACAUUGUGUUAUUCAUUAGACUAGUGUAGCUGCCCAAAUAAUUAUGUCGAGAUACUGGAAUGCAUAAUGAUGAAUGACAAUAAAGAUGCUAUUUAUGA
Messenger RNA from Hibiscus syriacus, 2242 nucleotides. RefSeq names its product probable methyltransferase PMT14. Gene Ontology annotation, cellular component: endosome; trans-Golgi network; cytoplasm. Lineage: Eukaryota; Viridiplantae; Streptophyta; Magnoliopsida; Malvales; Malvaceae. The record is from RefSeq and is a predicted model, not a curated record. The transcript has 8 exons. The coding region runs from base 199 to 2046 and encodes 615 amino acids. Gene Ontology annotation, molecular function: methyltransferase activity.